CUCUAAACACCCACGGCUUUAUAUAUGGGAGGUCUCCUGAGUCCAGGAUCACACUUGUGCCAUUGCCAUCCUCCUCAGUCCGUUAGAGGUCAGGUAGGCCUUAUGCUGCCAUAGUGUUGAAGCCUAUCCCGCAGAGCAAUACAACAAUACGUGGAAUUGAUCUUCCAUAUACGGGAGCGGUGCAGCUGGUUGGCUACAUUCCAUAAACAACAACAGUAUGGACAUGACAAGUAGCGCGGUCUGGUUUGCCAUAGCUCUUUUGUUCCUCAGUGUCGUGGUCACAAAGAUUGUGUCAGGAAGACUAAUUACAUCUGAUCGAAGACGCCUUCCACCCGUUGUUAAUGGCCUUGCUAUGCUAGUACUAGUACCAAUUUUCAUCAGAAACGGUCGACAAGCUACAAUCCAAUACCUGCAUACCAAGUUUGGUAGUGUAUUCACAAUAAGUUUGUUUGGACUAAAGCUAACCUUCUUGAUCGGGCCAGAAGUUGCAGAUCAUUUCUUUCAAGGGUUGGACUCAGAAAUUAGCUAUGGUAAAAUCUAUGAGUUCACUGUGCCAAUGUUUGGCCAAGCAGUUGGUUAUGGUAUAGAUAGCACCACUCAGAAUGAGCAGAUGCGGUUCUCUAGUGAUUCAAUGACGCCACUGAAUUUGAGGAGGAAAGUUGAACCAAUGCUUCAAGAAGUAAAGGACUACUUUUCACAAUGGGGAGAAGAUGGCAUAGUUGAUUUGAAACAUGAACUGAAGCACUUGCUCAUGCUGAUUUCGAGCCGUGCCCUGCUUGGGAGGGAGGUUCGGGAGGAAGUGUUCAUGGAAUUCUGUCAGCUAUUUUCUGAUAUUCAAGGAAGCGCAAAUAUGAUCAAUUUAUUAUUUCCUUAUGUUCCAAUUCUGACAAACCGCCAACGUGAUAGAGCACGCAUAAAACUCAUAGAAAUACUCUCUGAAAUUGUGAGGUCACGGAAGUUGUCUGGCCCAGUGGGGGAUGGUGAUAUGCUACAGAAAUUUAUGGAUUCCAGGUAUAGAGAUGGCCGCUCCACCACUGAAGAAGAGAUCGCGGGGCUUUGUAUUGCCAUUUUCUUUGCUGCAAAUCACACUUGCUCCCACGCCAUUACCUGGACCGCUGCUUAUCUGCUGAGCCAUGAAGACUGUUUAACAACUGUUGUUGAGGAGCAAAAGAAUAUCAUUAGGGAAAACAAGGACCGCAUAGACUAUAACAUCUUGUCACAUAUGCAUUUUCUUCAUAGGUGCAUCAAAGAGGCACUACGGAUGCACCCCCCAGUACCAGUAUUUCUUCGCAAGGCACAUAUGCCCUUCACAGUGCGGACCAAGCAAGGCGACCAAUAUGACAUCCCAAAAGAUCACAUCCUCGCAAGCCCUACCAUACUCAACCAUAAUAUGUCUUAUAUUUAUAAGAACCCUCAGCAGUAUGACCCGGACCGGUUUGGCCCGGAAAGAAAGGAGGACAAAAUUGGUGGUAAAUUUUCAUACACAUCAUUUGGUGCUGGAAGGCAUGCUUGCUUUGGCGAGGCCUAUGCUUAUAUGAAGUUUAAGAUGAUAUGGAGCUACAUGCUAAGGAAUUUUGAAGUAAAACUACUCUCUUCGUUCCCCAUAGAAGACUCCCGCAAGUUUGUCCCAGAACCUCAAGGAAAAAUGAUGGUUAGUUACAAGAGGCUUCGAUAAACCUAGUUUGUGAGGUGACAUGUACUUGUUGUACGUAUGCUAUGUCCACGUGCAUCCAUGUGUGUAACAUCCAUAUGUAGUUGUGUAUGUAUUUUCCAUCAAGGGUGGUUCCCAAAAAUAUGCCAUUGUAUCAAAAAUAUAAAAAAAUUAAUAAACAUAAUUCUAUCGGGUCUGCAAUCCUCGCUGUGGUGAAUUCAACAAAUGGAUUACCCUAGCUAACUGUGAUAUCCAUGCUUAAUAAGAAUGGUAGAAUACUCAUAACAAAAAGGUACACCUUCUCUGACGUACAAUUCAUAUAGCUUAUAAUUGCCCCCCACCAACUCAUAUAUUAAAUUUGGAGUAAAAUGCAUUCGCGAUCAUUGAAUUUGUGUCGAAAGCUCACUUUGGUCACCGUACUUAAGAAUACGAUAAAUACGGUCAUUAUAUACGACUUGUGGUGAUUAUAUGGUCACUGGCUUAUCGUAUAACUCCGUAUUCUCUGUUGACUGGUCAAACAUCACAGCACCCUCUCUCUACCUAUGCGGGUCCCACCUGUUAGUGAGACAGAAAAAAUAAGGGUCGCAGGAGAAUAUAAUGACGCUGCCCAAGCCCACGUACGCUAACCUCUGUGGCUCUGUCCCACACCAUUUUGUGUUAAAUCCGUAGAGCUACCGUUAUUUCUUUUUUGCGGAUCAGCGUUACGGUUAUUUAAUUAACACGCACGCAACACAC
This is a messenger RNA of Triticum aestivum (bread wheat), 2386 nucleotides long. Its product is annotated as obtusifoliol 14-alpha demethylase-like. The record is from RefSeq and is a predicted model, not a curated record. Lineage: Eukaryota; Viridiplantae; Streptophyta; Magnoliopsida; Poales; Poaceae. The transcript is spliced from 3 exons. Bases 218 to 1675 code for a protein of 485 amino acids. Gene Ontology annotation, molecular function: monooxygenase activity; iron ion binding; heme binding.